Messenger RNA from Durusdinium trenchii, 591 nucleotides. NCBI's taxonomy places the organism in Eukaryota, Dinophyceae, Suessiales, Symbiodiniaceae. The record is from the annotation of a GenBank genome assembly.
AUGUGUUUGUGUGAUCCACCUGCGCCAAUCCGGCCCUCACUGCAGCCUACACAGCAGCCCGUCCAACCUGCGGUGCCUACAGCGCCUGCAGCGCCUGCUCGAGCUGCGUCAGCUCCCACAGAUAUCAAGGGUCCAGUUCUGGCUUGGGCGCACAAAGAGGCUGAGAUCUGGAAUUGGCUGGAGGUGUUGAGCACCUCCUCGACAGCAUCUUCUCUGGCCACAAUGACUGGCUCGUCUUCCCCAGAGGUUACAGAUGCCUCACCGAUGCCAAAGAGCUACAAGAUUGCCGCGGUCAGUAAGCCCUACACCGCCUGGGCCAGCACAUCGCCCAUGAGACCAGCCACUGCGGCCUCGAAAGUGCCUCUCUCUGGUGUUCCCGCCAAAGGUGAAGCGCCACACCCUGGCCCGUUGCUGCGGGCUAGGUAUCCGUACCCAGGACAACGCCUUUUCUACACGGCCAGGAGCAACGGGCAGCGCUAUCCUGGUGUAUUGACAGGCUUCCUGCCAAACCGCCCGGGAUACCGGGUCUUUUUGGACUGUGGGGAGAGCAAAGAGGUUGAUGAAGCUGAGGCCUGGCGACUUGCGUUCUGA